Molecule: messenger RNA, 1170 nt
Organism: Paraglomus brasilianum
Lineage: Eukaryota; Fungi; Glomeromycota; Glomeromycetes; Paraglomerales; Paraglomeraceae
Source: the annotation of a GenBank genome assembly
AUGGGAAGUAACCAAGGUAUAAAUAAAGGUCAAGGAGAAAUAUCGACCACAUCAACAGCAUUCAAAGCGAAUAAGACGAUUAACAUCUCAACAAUAUCCAUGGAAGCACCAGAUCAGGCCCAAUCUUUCGCCAUGAAACUCGUUGAAAUACUCAACAAUGGCGCGCUAUGUCUAAUGAUAUCCAUUGGCCAUCGCACUGGACUCUUUGAUACACUUGCGCCAUUCUAUCCAGAAUACGUCUCUUCACAAACACUUGCUCAAAAAGCCAAUCUCAACGAACGCUAUGUCAGGGAGUGGUUAGGAGCCAUGGUAGUUGGGAAAAUUAUCGAAUACGACAGUGAAUCAAAGAGUUAUAGACUUCCCAAGGAACACGCUGCAUGCAUCACCAGGGAAGCUGGACCCGGUAACAUGGCGGUCUUUGUUCAAUACAUUUCGAUUCUUGGAUCAGUUGAAGACGGUAUUUUUAAAUGCUUUAAAAAUGGUGGUGGGUUACCGUACGAGGCAUUUCCUCGAUUCCAGGAAGUUAUGGCAGAAGAUAGUUAUCAAUCUACUGGAUCCGCUUUGCAUAGUGUCAUUCUCCCGGGCAUUCCCGGACUACUUGAUAGACUUGAGAAAGGAUGUAAAUUGCUCGACGUUGGUUGUGGACGCGGUCGCAUUAUUCUUAAUUUAGCCAAUCAUUUUCCGAAUAGCACUUUUCGGGGAUAUGAUAUUUCGGUCGAGUCAAUGGCCAUUGCUAAUGCUGAAGCAAAUUCAAGCGGUCUUGCUAAUAUUUCGUUUCACGUAAAAGAUGUCUCUAAGAUAGAAGAAGCGGAUGAAUACGAUGUUAUUACCGCUUUUGAUGCCAUUCACGAUCAAGUUGACCCAGUGGGAGUGUUAAAGCAGAUCAAUCGUGCAUUGAAGAAUGAUGGAAUGUUUGUGAUGCAAGACAUUAAUACUUCAAGUGACCUUGAAAAGAACGUCUCUCAUCCUUUGGGUCCUUUAUUGUAUACUAUUAGCACAAUGCAUUGUAUGACGGUCUCUUUGGCACACAACGGAAUGGGAUUGGGAACUUGUUGGGGGCGGGAGCUUGCUCUGAAAAUGUUAAAGGAGAACGGGUUCAAUAAGACAGAUAUUGUCGAGUUUCCUCAUGAUGUUCAGAAUUGCUGGUAUAUCAAUAGGAAACAAGAAUAG